Messenger RNA from Coccinella septempunctata (seven-spotted ladybird), 3233 nucleotides. RefSeq lists its product as uncharacterized. The record is from RefSeq and is a predicted model, not a curated record. The coding region runs from base 1168 to 1917 and encodes 249 amino acids. NCBI's taxonomy places the organism in Eukaryota, Metazoa, Arthropoda, Insecta, Coleoptera, Coccinellidae. The transcript is spliced from 4 exons.
AAAAAUAUUUUUUGUCUCCGAUAGAGAUCAAAUUUGAGAUAUACACUAAAUCGAUGGCGUAGAACACGAAUGUGCAAACAGAUAUUUUUUAAAAAAUUUAUUUUUCAAGUUAUGGUCGAUAGAAAAUCGGUAAAUAUGGACCUUCCCGGAAAAAAUUAUAUAAACUAAAGUAUUCGCGGUGGAACAAUGAAAUGUAGUUUUUUCUAUUUGCAAAGAACCAAUCUAUCACCAAAAAACUUUUUUUUGGCCACUACAGGUCCUCAAAGUUGACCAAUUUUGUCAGAAUUUUGCACUAAAUCAUGAAUAGCUAAUUGCUAAUUGCCUAAAGAGGUGAAAUUAUAUUAGGAUUAAAUUUUGUAGGUCAGAACAAGCGAUUCUCACAAAUCACAGUUUUUCUACUUGGAGAGACCUAAAUUUCUUUUCAGUUCAGUAUAUCUAUAUAGUUUUCAUAGGCUUUCGAUUCAUUUGAAGAAACAUAACAAUAAGAGAAACUUGAAUUUUUCCCAAAACCUUCACAUCAGAUUUAUUAUUUCUUAAUAGAUGGAGAAUGAGGAAUAAAAAUAGAAAUAUCCUCCCACAAGAAAUAAAACUAGAAAUAACUAUAUGGUAAAGAUCAAAACCAUAAGAAAUAUGUGGCUUAUGAUGUGUAAACACGUGUUCAUCGAUAAUAUUCCUUCUAUUUUCAAUAAGUUCAUCCAAUUUGAAGUGAGUUUAUCCCAAUUGAAAGUCCAGAACCUGUUGAACAUUAUUAGAAAUAAUAUCCUUCAGAGAAUUCCCACACUUUUGACACUUUUUAUAAGUCGAGAGAAUUCUCAAUCAACGUUAAACAUUAUUUUUCCAUGGGGGUCCAGCAUAAUGAAACCACAAUCGCAAAAGGUCAUUGCAGGAGAAUGUACUUAUUGGAAAAUUGCGUGACAAUUUCCAAUUUUAAUCAACCUACACUUCGUUAGCAUAAUUCCAGAACAAUACUCUGGAAUAACAAGCUUGGCACACACGCUUAGCAGGAAAUACUUCCAGUAACUCAUAACAACAUGCCACGAAGGGUUCCAGAAGUAAAUUCUGGAAUCAAUUAUGGGGAAAACCUACUUGACAUUUACGAAACGUCAAACGAACUCUCUACGAACAUCAAGUGAUCCGUGAACAAUCGAUUUUCCGUAAAAUAAGUUGAUGAGUUUGGGAAAUACAUGGAGAAAAGUGUACUCUUUAAAUGACCAAUCAUCUUUGGUUCAUUGUUUCUUUGUUAAGUUUUUGUUGCCUAUGAAAAAUAUACUGGGACGUCCAUCUUUCGAAUUCAAUUCAAACAUAUCUCGAGUUAUAGGUGAAAAUCUUCUCUUUCCUCUUCUGAGGUUUAAAAUCAUUAGGAUGAUUGGUGCAAUGCCUGCAGUGGCGGUUCGCCACGAAAGGAGAAAGGGGCAAGAGAAACGAUCAAAGAGACCCAGUCAGUUGUAUAUUGGAGGGCACUGGUUACCACCAAACAGUCCUAGCCCAACACCCAGUACAAAUGGACCUUACGAUGAGAGUGAUAGACUGCCAGAAUUUUACAUUUGUGGAAAAGUGUCCACGCUUCAGCUAGUCGUGGGUUCCCUCCUAUUGGGUGCCAUAGUCCUCGUGGUAGGAUUAGUCCAAUUAGUGCCAAACGCUGCAGAUGCUGACCACCGUUAUAUCUUCAUAGGUGCUGGAAGCCUUCUUCUUGUGCUUGGAUUAGCUUUAACAGGUGUACGAUGUUGUUGUUUACAGUGCAGACAUCCCAGAGAAGUUAUCGAAAACCACCAGCAUCCCCCUGUGUUGGAAACUGUACACAGCAUCGAUGUCUUGGUUCAAAGGAGGGAUACUCAGGUAACGUCACCUUCAGAAUUAGACGCCUUGAUUGGCCGUCAACAGAGCAUUGACAAAGAAAACAAUAGCAGUGGCACAUAGGCUUCGUAUUAAGCUUGAUAAUAGUGAUUUUUCUCAUUUAUGCUUGAGCUUGUCAGAAGGUAGUGAUUUACAGAUUGCAAUGGCAAGGCAGAACCAAUAGUUUUUCCAGCUUCUGCUUCAUUUUGAUGCCUUGAUAUUACUAUUCCAUAGGCGAACAUUUUUGUAGAGUUUAUCAGCAAUAUACCAGCAGACUUUUCCAUGAGAAACUUGCGUGGCCAAGAUUCAAUUUAAUAUUCACUGCUGAGAUCAUUCCACAUAUGCACUAAUUUUCGAUGAAUAUCAGAAUUAUGGCAAAUUUCUGCCAGUUGCCAAAAAUUUUCACGAAAAUCAGUUAUCGUAGUUUUUGGUAGAGAAAAAUAAUUCUUGAUCUUCAUCGUCUUGGGAAACACUACCAUAAAAACAUUCAUGGGCGGUAAUGAAUGUUUGAGAAUCAUCAAGACAAGUGUGAAGUUUGAUUAUCUCCUAACUGAAAGAAUUUUGUGACAUAGGUAUUUUUCAACGAGCAAAUUUACUUCGGCAACUUUUGUUUCAAAGCUUCAUGAACAUGUUCAACCAAACACAGUGUGAAUUUUCCGAUUUUCAAAAUAAUGGCUAGUUAUUUGUUUCCUAUUCAAUUGUUAGAGAGAUAAUCAUAUGUCAACUAUUCGAAUAAAUCUUCCUUAGUUAAUGAAAGCUGUAUAAAAGCAUCUCAAAAAUAAGUAGUAAGAAGUAGGUAUUGAAUUUUACUUAACUUUUUUAGAGGUUCCAGUAGAGGUAAAUAGUUAACCAUCGUAGCUUUAGUUAAUUUUAUCCUUAAGAAGAUAUAAAUAUUCAUCGAAAGGAUAUUAUUGUAAGAAUGCAGCGAUUUUCACAAUGAGUAACGCGUGGAUGUUUUAAUUUAUUGUAGGAUAGCAGCAUGAGAAUUAGAAACGGUAGAAAUUUAAAUUUUUAAAGUAGGUCAGUAUAAAUUAACAGAAUUUCAAUUCGAUAAGGGCUUUGAACAUUUCAAAAAGAUUUCAUAGGAGUCAGAUUUAUCUAUAGGGAUAUACAAGACGUAAUUGUUCUAAGUUAUCUUCCAUUUAUAUAGUUUUUAUAAUCGUGUUUUCAGUUCCCUUUUCUUUCGAUGUGUUAAAAUUGAUUUCGUGAUAGCUUCAAUGCAUAAAUAGAAACCAAACCUAGGGAACAAACAAUUCAAACAUAUCAACAGGAUGAGGUUAUAUUCUGAAUAAUUAUAUCUUCCAUAAUUCUUAGAAGAAUACCCAUUGAAUUAUUAAAUUUAGCCAAACAUUGUGAUCCAUAGUGGAAGUGUCCGAGUUCACAUAGAAACAGAUGAAAUU